CUUGUAUUGGUGGUGGAUGACAGCUGUAAACAAGCCCCAGUGAAGCUCAGGCACUUUGAGGGAAACCGAACGGUCGGAGCGCGGCGAAGAGUUAAAAACAGAAACAAAAAUGGUGAGGGGUAAAGCCUUGGCCCGUUGUGGUCUGGUUCUGCUGAGUUUGUGGCUGUGCAUCCAGUCUGUGCCGAUCAGUGUGGACAAGACAAAAGAAAAGCCUCAUGAGGAACUGGAGCCACCGCAGAGUGCUGAAACUGGGCUGCACUAUGACCGCUACCUCAGGGAAGUCAUUGAGUUCCUCGAGAAAGACCCCCACUUUAAAGAAAAGCUCAAAAAUGCCAGCAUGGAUGACAUCAAGCAAGGCAAACUUUCCAAAGAACUGGACUUUGUCCACCACAAUCUUCGGACGAAGCUGGACGAGUUGAAGAGGGAGGAGAUGAACAGGCUGCGGAUGCUCAUCAAAGCCAAACAUGACAUCCAGGGGGGGAAUGGCCGGACAGUGGACCAUCAGACCCUGCUUAGACAGUUUGAGCACCUCAACCAUACGAACCCAGACACCUUUGAGGUGGAGGACCUGGACCGCCUCAUCAAAUCGGCGACCAAUGACCUGGAGAACUUUGACAAGGACCGCCACGAUGAGUUCAAGAGAUACGAGAUGAUGAAGGAGCAUGAGAGGAGGGAACGUCUGAAGAACAUGAACGAGGAGGACCGCAAGAAGGAGGAGCAGCAUUAUGAGGAGAUGAAAAAGAAACACGCUGACCAUCCCAAAAUUAAUCAUCCUGGCAGUGAAGACCAGCUGAAGGAGGUGUGGCAGGAGGCAGACGGUUUGGACCCAGAGGACUUUGAUCCCAAGACUUUCUUCAAAAUGCACGACACUAAUGGAGAUGGUUUCUUCGAUGAGAUUGAGCUCGAAGCUCUCUUCACUAAAGAGCUGGAGAAGGUGUACAACCCCGAAAAUGCAGAAGACGAUAUGGUUGAGAUGGAGGAGGAGAGACUGCGAAUGAGAGAGCAUGUUAUGAACGAGGUGGACGCCAAUCAAGACAGACUCGUGUCGCUGAGCGAGUUCAUAGCAGCCACUAAGAAGGAGGAGUUCCUCGACAAAGACGAGUGGGAGACUUUAGAUCACAAACCCUUUUACACUGAGGAUGAGCUGAGGGAGUUUGAACAGCACCUGGCCAACGAGGAGAACGACAUCAACAAGAAGUCGACCGAGCUGCAGAAACAGAGAGAGGAGCUCGAAAGGAAGCAAGAAGAACUCAAUGCUCAGAGGCUGGGGCUACAGAAGGCAGUAGAAGAAAUGGAAAGGUUAAAAGUCGAAAGCAUAAAAUCUGAUGUCAAACGUGAAGGUGAACCAGCACCAGUUGUAACAGGAAACAAUCAACCACUGCCCAGUAGUCACCAGCAGCAGGAUGUACCAGUGCCAGGACACUCUUAGCAGGCCUCACCAGUCUGUCUGUGCGCUGUAUGAAUAACAGUGUGUGUGUGUGUGUGUGUG
Messenger RNA from Xiphias gladius (swordfish), 1489 nucleotides. RefSeq names its product nucleobindin-2-like. Gene Ontology annotation, molecular function: calcium ion binding. The coding region runs from base 110 to 1429 and encodes 439 amino acids. NCBI's taxonomy places the organism in Eukaryota, Metazoa, Chordata, Actinopteri, Istiophoriformes, Xiphiidae. Gene Ontology annotation, cellular component: endoplasmic reticulum-Golgi intermediate compartment; extracellular exosome. The transcript has 13 exons. The record is from RefSeq and is a predicted model, not a curated record.